AUGAAGCCCAUGGGCGUGCCGAUGAAGAUGAUCAACGCCCGGCAGACCUCGGAGGGCAAGACGCAGGCGGCGCCGAAGCCGAAGAACGGCACCGUCGAUGACACCAAGCUCCGCAUGUACGGCGGCGGCGGCUAUGGCGGCGGCGGCUACGCGGCCCCAGCUCCUUCCUACGGCGGCGGCUACUCUGCUCCGGCUCCCUCAUACGGCGGCGGCGGCUACGGCGGCGGCGGCUACGCUGCACCAGCUCCCUCUUACGGCGCCUCCAGCUACGGCGGUGGCUCCUCCUACGGCAGCUCCUACGCGGCCCCAGCUCCCUCAUACGGCGGUGGCUCCAGUUACGGCGGCGGCGGCUAUG
Molecule: messenger RNA, 355 nt
Organism: Rhagoletis zephyria (snowberry fruit fly)
Lineage: Eukaryota; Metazoa; Arthropoda; Insecta; Diptera; Tephritidae
Product: probable peroxisomal membrane protein PEX13
Source: RefSeq, a predicted model, not a curated record